Lucilia cuprina (Australian sheep blowfly) is the source of this 4102-nucleotide messenger RNA. RefSeq names its product ATP-dependent RNA helicase DHX8 (gene pea). Gene Ontology annotation, molecular function: ATP binding; RNA helicase activity; RNA binding. Gene Ontology annotation, cellular component: intracellular anatomical structure; catalytic step 2 spliceosome. NCBI's taxonomy places the organism in Eukaryota, Metazoa, Arthropoda, Insecta, Diptera, Calliphoridae. The transcript has 2 exons. The record is from RefSeq and is a predicted model, not a curated record. Gene Ontology annotation, biological process: mRNA splicing, via spliceosome; spliceosomal complex disassembly. The coding region runs from base 102 to 3992 and encodes 1296 amino acids.
UUCUUUUGUUUUUAUUUCCAUUCGGUGCUAAACGUUGUGUGAAAAAAAAUCGUAUUUUAUUUUAAAAUUAUGGUGAAUUAGUGGAAAAAAUUAACAAAAAAAUGGAUGAAUUACAAAAAUUAGAACAUUUAUCUUUGGUCUCCAAGUUGUGCACCGAACUGGACAAUCACUUGGGUAUUAAUGACAAAGAUUUGGCCGAAUUCAUAGUAGAAUUGGAAGAAAAAAAUCCCACAUUUGAGGAAUUUCGCAAGGCCCUUAUAGAAAAUGGAGCAGAAUUCCCCGAUUCUUUAAUUUCUAAUCUUCAGCGUAUAAUAAAGUUAAUGAAACCUUCGGCAGAUGGAAAACAAGCAAAAUCUUUGGAUGAUUCUAGCAGUGGAAGUGCAUCCAAUAAAUUGUCUAGUAAAACGGAACAUUUGGCCAUGAUGUUUCCCGGCUUGGCAUUGGCUAAUGAUAAAUUUAGUGCAGUAGAUGCACCAUAUGAAAGUUCAGCUUCGGAGGAGGAAAAUGACCGUGAGCCGGAUGAAAAGAAAGAGAAAAAAGUGGUAAAAGAAAAAAUACAUAAGGAGGAAUUGGAAGCGGUAGAUGCAGCCAUGCUAGAGCUGGAAGCCUUAGCACCCGGCAUGGAAACAAAAGCCACAAAAAGUGAAAGGAGUGAUAGAAAGAAGGCCGAUAGAAGAUCACGCUCGAGAUCUAGAUCUCGUGAGAGACAUAGGGGCGGCAGUGAUCGUGAACGUAAAAGGGAUAAAAGUCGUGAUCGUCAUAGAGAUAAUGAGGCAUCCUGCAGUAAUGGCAAAGAACGCUAUAGAGAUAAAGAACGUGAUAGACGUUCAAGAUCACGUUCUCGUGACAGGCAAAGACGUUCCCGGUCGCGUGACACAGCCCGUAGACACAGACGUUCUAGAUCACGUUCUAGAGAAAGACAAAAUGAACGCAAAAAACGUUCCAGAUCAAGAGAACGCAGGCGACGUUCACGUUCUAAAUCCCGAGAUAGAUCAAGACGUUCUCGUUCCCGUUCAAAAGAACGUUCUAACCGUAAACGUAGAUCCGGUUCUCACGAAACGAAAAUGCGUGAGAAAAUGCCACCACCAGCGGCCAUGGCAGAUGAUCCAGAACCUGGUAAAAUAUAUUCGGGAAAAGUUGCAAAUAUUGUGCCUUUUGGCUGUUUUGUGCAACUUUUCGGUUUGCGCAAACGUUGGGAGGGUUUAGUGCAUAUCUCACAGCUGCGUUCCGAAGGACGUGUUACCGAUGUCACUGAGGUGGUAAAUCGAAAUUCCAAUGUUAAGGUUAAAGUCAUGUCAGUUACCGGACAAAAAGUAUCACUCUCAAUGAAGGAAGUUGAUCAGGAUACGGGCCAGGAUUUGAAUCCUCUUAGUCAUGCUCCCCCGCCAGAUAGUGAACUUAAAGAUCGUAACCCCGAUAGACCAUUUGGAGGAGGAACUUCUCUGCUAAAUCUGCAAGGUGGUGGUGAUAAUGAUGAAGAUGAUUCACGUAAACGUGUCACACGCAUUUCGAGUCCGGAACGUUGGGAAAUUAAGCAAAUGAUCAGUUCGGGAGUAUUAGAUCGCAGUGAAUUGCCCGAUUUCGAUGAAGAAUCUGGUCUUUUGGCCAAGGACGAAGACGACGAGGAGGAUAUAGAAAUUGAAAUUGUUGAAGAAGAACCUCCCUUUCUGGCGGGUCAUGGCAGAGCUUUACAUGACUUAUCGCCCGUGCGUAUAGUUAAAAAUCCCGAUGGUUCAUUGGCCCAAGCCGCCAUGAUGCAAUCGGCUCUCUCAAAAGAGCGUAGAGAGCAGAAAAUGUUGCAAAGAGAACAAGAUAUGGAUGCGGUUCCCACGGGCCUAAGUAAAAAUUGGAUAGAUCCCUUACCGGAUGAAGAUUCCAGCCGCACAUUAGCCGCUAAUGUCCGAGGCAUGGGUUCGGCUCCCAUGGAAGUGCCCGAGUGGAAAAAACAUGUUAUUGGUGGCAAAAAGUCUUCGUUUGGCAAGAAGACUGACAUGUCUCUAGUCGAGCAACGUCAAUCUUUGCCUAUCUACAAGCUAAGAGAUGAUUUGAUUAAGGCUGUUACCGAUAAUCAAAUUCUGAUAGUUAUUGGAGAAACAGGUUCGGGCAAAACAACGCAAAUUACCCAAUACUUGGCGGAGUGUGGUUUCACUGCACGUGGCAAGAUCGGCUGUACCCAACCUAGGCGUGUGGCUGCUAUGUCAGUAGCCAAGAGAGUGGCAGAAGAAUUUGGUUGUCGUUUAGGCCAGGAAGUGGGUUACACUAUACGUUUUGAGGAUUGCACCAGUCCAGAAACCUCUAUAAAAUACAUGACAGACGGUAUGUUGUUAAGAGAAUGUCUCAUAGAGGCUGAAUUAAAAGGCUACUCCGUCAUUAUGUUGGAUGAGGCUCAUGAACGUACCAUACAUACUGAUGUUUUAUUUGGUCUGCUGAAAACUGCCGUACAAAAACGGCCAGAAUUAAAACUGAUUGUCACCUCGGCCACAUUGGAUGCCGUGAAAUUUUCACAAUAUUUCUUUGAGGCACCCAUUUUCACCAUACCCGGUCGCACAUUCCCCGUAGAGGUUUUGUAUACUAAAGAACCGGAAACUGAUUACUUAGAUGCCUCCUUGAUUACCGUCAUGCAAAUACAUUUGAGAGAACCGCCCGGUGAUAUUUUACUUUUCUUGACCGGUCAAGAGGAAAUCGAUACGGCAUGUGAAAUUUUAUACGAACGUAUGAAAAGUUUGGGACCCGAUGUACCCGAAUUAAUUAUAUUGCCUGUUUAUUCUGCACUACCGUCGGAAAUGCAAACUAGAAUUUUUGAUCCAGCACCACCGGGCAGCCGUAAAGUCGUAAUAGCUACAAAUAUUGCAGAAACUUCGCUAACAAUUGAUGGUAUUUUCUAUGUGGUCGAUCCAGGAUUUGUAAAACAAAAGGUGUACAACUCUAAAACUGGCAUGGAUUCUUUGGUCGUAACGCCCAUUUCGCAGGCUGCUGCUAAACAACGUGCUGGUCGCGCUGGUCGUACUGGUCCCGGAAAAUGUUAUCGUCUUUAUACGGAAAGAGCUUAUCGUGAUGAAAUGUUGCCAACACCAGUACCAGAAAUACAACGUACCAAUUUAGCCACCACUGUUUUACAAUUGAAGACUAUGGGUAUUAAUGAUUUGUUGCAUUUCGAUUUCAUGGAUGCCCCACCGGUAGAAUCAUUAGUAAUGGCUUUAGAACAAUUGCAUUCCCUAUCGGCCUUGGAUGAUGAGGGUCUCUUAACACGUCUGGGACGGCGAAUGGCUGAAUUUCCCUUAGAACCCAAUCUCUCAAAAAUGCUCAUCAUGUCGGUGGCUCUACAAUGUUCUGAUGAAAUCUUAACCGUGGUCUCUAUGUUGAGUGUGCAAAAUGUUUUCUAUAGACCCAAAGAUAAACAGGCCUUGGCCGAUCAGAAAAAGGCCAAAUUUAAUCAAAUCGAAGGUGAUCAUUUGACUCUGCUGGCCGUCUAUAACAGUUGGAAAAAUAAUAAAUUCUCUAAUGCCUGGUGUUAUGAGAAUUUUGUGCAAAUUAGAACGCUCAAACGCUCACAGGAUGUACGUAAACAAUUGCUUGGCAUUAUGGACAGACAUAAACUGGAUGUGGUGUCAGCCGGUAAAAAUUCGGUACGUAUACAGAAAGCCAUUUGUUCGGGUUUCUUUCGCAAUGCAGCCAAAAAAGAUCCUCAAGAGGGCUAUCGUACUCUGGUCGAUUCUCAAGUGGUGUAUAUACAUCCAUCCUCGGCUUUAUUUAAUCGUCAACCCGAAUGGGUUAUCUACCAUGAACUGGUACAGACAACUAAGGAAUAUAUGCGUGAGGUAACAACUUGUGAUCCCAAAUGGUUGGUUGAAUUUGCUCCCUCCUUCUUUAGAUUCUCAGAUCCAACGAAAUUGAGUAAAUUUAAGAAGAAUCAACGUUUAGAACCACUCUAUAAUAAAUAUGAAGAACCCAAUGCCUGGCGUAUAUCGCGGGUGCGUCGUAGAAGGAAUUAAGUUGAUGAAAAGGGAUAAAGUAUACUUUAACUAUAAAUAUGUAUGUUUAGUUUUUUUUAUCUAAUUACUCUUUAAUAAAUAUUUAAAAUUAUAUAAAGUUUUGAUCCCUA